AUGCAAACCAUAAAGUGUGUUGUCGUCGGUGAUGGUGCCGUUGGUAAGACCUGUUUAUUAAUUUCAUACACAACUAGUAAGUUUCCAGCCGAUUACGUGCCAACAGUUUUUGAUAACUAUGCGGUGACCGUGAUGAUUGGGGACGAGCCAUUUACGUUAGGGUUGUUUGAUACUGCGGGACAAGAAGAUUACGAUAGAUUGAGACCUUUAUCUUAUCCAUCCACAGAUGUGUUUUUAGUUUGUUUCUCGGUUAUAUCCCCUGCGUCAUUUGAAAAUGUGAAAGAAAAAUGGUUCCCAGAAGUGCAUCAUCAUUGCCCAGGGGUACCAUGUUUGAUUGUUGGAACACAGACAGAUUUGAGAAACGACGAUGUUAUCUUGCAAAGGUUACAGAGACAAAAGUUGACGCCAAUUUCGAAUGAUAUGGGUGAAAAAUUGGCCAAGGAGUUGAGAGCUGUCAAAUACGUCGAAUGUUCAGCUUUAACGCAAAGAGGAUUGAAGACGGUUUUCGACGAAGCCAUAGUUGCGGCCUUGGAACCUCCUGUUAUCAAGAAGUCCAAGAAAUGCACCAUCUUGUAG
Debaryomyces hansenii CBS767 is the source of this 576-nucleotide messenger RNA. RefSeq names its product Rho family GTPase (gene CDC42). The transcript has a single exon. Bases 1 to 576 code for a protein of 191 amino acids. Gene Ontology annotation, molecular function: GTPase activity; GTP binding. The record is from RefSeq and is a predicted model, not a curated record. Gene Ontology annotation, biological process: small GTPase-mediated signal transduction. Lineage: Eukaryota; Fungi; Ascomycota; Pichiomycetes; Serinales; Debaryomycetaceae.